Molecule: messenger RNA, 540 nt
Organism: Ziziphus jujuba (common jujube)
Lineage: Eukaryota; Viridiplantae; Streptophyta; Magnoliopsida; Rosales; Rhamnaceae
Product: protein ALP1-like
Exons: 2
Coding region: 1-540 (179 amino acids)
Source: RefSeq, a predicted model, not a curated record
AUGGAAUUCAUAUUUGUAUUAUCUGGUUGGGAAGGUUCCGUUUCGGAUUCUAGAGUACUUCGAGAUGCAUUAAGUAGACCAAAUGGCUUAAAAGUACCAACAGUGGAUGCUGGUUACACUAAUGGUGAAGGAUUUAUUGCACCAUAUAGGGGAAUAAGAUAUCACCUUUCCGAAUGGAAAGAUGGUUGUGCACCCACAACUUAUCAAAAGUAUUUCAACAUGAAGCAUGCAUCUGCUAGGAAUAUCAUAGAAAGAUGUUUUGGGGUUCUUAAAAUGCGUUGGGCAAUUUUAAAAAGUCCAUCGUUCUAUCCAAUUGCAACACAAAUCAAGAUAAUUACUGCAUGUUGUCUUAUACAUAAUCUGAUUAGAAGAGAAAUGACACUUGAUCCUGGAGAAAUUGAAUAUGAUAGGGUGGAAGAUGUGGACAUUAGUGCAGACGAGGACAUUAUAGGAUCAAUUGCUUCCUUAAGUCAAUGGACUAACUGGAGAGAUGAGUUAGCUAAGCAAAUGUUUGAUGAGUGGAGAGGUCGUCGUGGUUAG